GAUCCUGAGAAUGAAAUACAUCACUUUCAGAGGCCUCAGUAGCAGAAGAUUUAGACGAAAUACCUAGAAUGGAUGCUAGAUUUGCAGAAAUUAUUGUGCGCAAGUGGCAGGAUGUCAAAUCACAGGCUCUAGGACCAAAUCAUUUUUUUGGAAAAUUGUCAGAGGUCCUGGAUGGACAAAUGCUAAAAAUCUGGACAGAUCGAGCAGCAGAAAUUGCACAACAUGGCUGGUUCUGGAACUACGAACUUCUGAACCUUACAAUAGAGAGUGUAACUGUCUCGGCUGAUGGUCGACGUGCUAUUGUGGAAGCAACUCUCGAGGAAUCAGCUCGACUAACUGAUUUAGCUCAUCCCGAGCAUGACGACUCGUACAGCACAACGUACACAACACGGUAUGAGAUGUCAUGUGGGAAAUCAGGUUGGAGAAUCAUUGAAGGAGCUGUUCUCAAAUCGUAAUUUUGGUUGUAAAAAAUAUUUUGUGUAAAUGCCAUCAAUUUGCUGGUUUUCUGGAAGAAAGUUUCUGAAUAAGAAUGAAAUUAGAACCUUGACCACUGAAGGAUUAUAAGGUUAUCUCCAAUCCUA
Molecule: messenger RNA, 581 nt
Organism: Olea europaea var. sylvestris
Lineage: Eukaryota; Viridiplantae; Streptophyta; Magnoliopsida; Lamiales; Oleaceae
Product: protein ACCUMULATION AND REPLICATION OF CHLOROPLASTS 6, chloroplastic-like
Exons: 2
Coding region: 69-455 (128 amino acids)
Biological process (GO): chloroplast fission
Cellular component (GO): chloroplast inner membrane
Source: RefSeq, a predicted model, not a curated record